AAUAGAUAUAACGAAUUAAAAGUCUUUAAUCUGUAAAAAUAGCUUAAAUGUCACGUAAGAUACUUCGACAUACAUACGACGCCCAUCUUAAUACAUCUAUUCAGUGGUUGCAUAGAACAACAUGGACAUUCAAACAACAAAUACUAGAAGAAAAAUAUUAAAUCAUGUAGUCUGUAGCAUUUUAGUAGAAUGUGGUUAUGACACCUGCGAAAAGCAAGCUUUAGAAACUCUUACAGAAAUGCUACAGUCCUUUAUUGUAGAAGUUGGUGAAUCUGCAAGAAAUUAUUGCGAACUUUCUGGUAGGACAGAGCCACUGAUUGCUGAUAUUAUAGUAGCAUUAAUAAGUAUGGGUAUAAAAUUAGACAAUUUGGAAAAUUAUGGUAAAAGACCAAAUAGAACAGUAUUACCACCGCUUCAGCAACAAACUCAAUCGAAGCAGUUAAAUAUUUUACAGGCUGGUGUAAAGCAAGGUCAUCCAGCUCAUAUACCAAGUCAUCUACCACCUUUUCCUGAUCCACAUGCUUACAUCAGAACACCGACUCAUAAACAACCAGUAACAGAAUACGAAGCAAUAAGAGAAAAAGCUGCCACUCAAAAACGUGAUAUUGAAAGAGCUUUGACAAGGUUUAUUGCAAAAACAGGAGAGACACAUAGUUUAUUUUUAACAGAUGAUAAUAGUAUGUUUCCAUUAAUAUCAUGUAAACCACAAUUUCCUAGUUACCUUUCUGCAUUACUUCCACAAGAUCAAAUAUUUGAAGCUGAUCAAGAUUUUCAGUUUGAACCAAGUCCAGUUAAAAAGAAGAAAGAACAAGACAUUGAAGAAACAGAGGAAGGUAUGAAAGGACAAAAUGAAGAUAGUGAACAAAAUGGAGAAACCACGACACAACAAGAUGCUAUAGAUAAUCCUUAUUUGAGGCCAGGAAAAAUACCAAAGAAUAAAAUACCAGGAGUUACAGUCCCUAGCUUACAUCCAAUAAAAAGGGAUAGUCUUGAAUAAAUAUUUUAACAAGAUA
Megachile rotundata (alfalfa leafcutting bee) is the source of this 1013-nucleotide messenger RNA. RefSeq names its product TBP-associated factor 8 (gene Taf8). Gene Ontology annotation, cellular component: transcription factor TFIID complex. The record is from RefSeq and is a predicted model, not a curated record. Lineage: Eukaryota; Metazoa; Arthropoda; Insecta; Hymenoptera; Megachilidae. Gene Ontology annotation, molecular function: protein heterodimerization activity. Gene Ontology annotation, biological process: transcription initiation at RNA polymerase II promoter.